Molecule: messenger RNA, 1085 nt
Organism: Oppiella nova
Lineage: Eukaryota; Metazoa; Arthropoda; Arachnida; Sarcoptiformes; Oppiidae
Source: the annotation of a GenBank genome assembly
AAUAUUUUGAAGUAUUCAAUAAACAAAACUAUACCCUAAGUCAAGUGAAGUGAAGUGAAGUGAAGUAGGAUUCCCAACUCAAUAACAAAUUUAUUAAUUUUGGAUAUAAUUAAUUAAUUAAUAUAACACGUACCAAAACAUGGAUAAAAUACAACUAAAAGACCUGGAUAUUAGUCUGGAGGGCAACAAACGGAAUUACAUGCCCGGCGACACAGUGAAUGGUACGGUGAGCUUCACAGUAACCGGUGGCCGAAUGGAGGUGUCCAAGGUGAGAAUCGCGCUAACAUGCCAGACUAAAACAAGCUGGGUCGAAAACCCUGGUCUACGUCAUCACAGGGAAGGCCAUACUUAUAGCGACCAAAAGACAUACAUUUACUUUGUCUAUAGAAUUCCCGAUCAAUCAUUAAAACACCUUGAACCUGGCAAGCACCAAAUACCCUUUGAUUUUAAACUGCCCGUUGAGGACAUUGCGCCAUCGUACGAGAGUGACCACGGAGUGAUUGAAUACUAUGUGGAAGUAACCAUCGAUGAGACCACUGUGGACGAAGUGCAGACGGUUAAGACGGGGAUCACAGUACAGGCUCCCAUGCGAAACAAUUUGCACGUGUCGGUCGACGGCACCGUUGAAAAGGUGUUCACGUUCCCCAGCGUUGGAGUUGGAUCGAUCAAAAUGUACGCUAGCGUUGUGAAAAAAGGGUUUGAAUCAGGACACUCUAUAGAAGUGGACUGCUUUAUAUGGAACAGGUCGAGUCUGGACGCGACACCCCGGGUCACGCUAUACCAGACACAGGUCUACAUGUGUGGCGAACGGCAUAAGGCAGUGGAUGUGGCCCUCACGGACGCCCUCGUGGGUCAGGUGAUUAAGGGUAGUGCCACGGGUAUGGAAUCAUUUGUACUGGGUAUUCCCCAGGGCCUACCCCUGUCGUUCAAAAGUAGCUUGAUCACAGUGAAAUACUUUGCGCACUUGACCCUGGACAUACCGUACGCCAUUGAUCUGCACAUAAACUUACCGAUUGUUAUCACUACAAAAGAGGCGCUAAAUAACGAAAUAAUAAUAACUUGAACUAAUAAUUUGAACUUGUUCA